This is a messenger RNA of Mesoplodon densirostris (Blainville's beaked whale), 552 nucleotides long. Its product is annotated as ras-related protein R-Ras2-like. The coding region runs from base 83 to 475 and encodes 130 amino acids. Gene Ontology annotation, cellular component: plasma membrane. The record is from RefSeq and is a predicted model, not a curated record. Gene Ontology annotation, biological process: signal transduction. The transcript has a single exon. NCBI's taxonomy places the organism in Eukaryota, Metazoa, Chordata, Mammalia, Artiodactyla, Ziphiidae. Gene Ontology annotation, molecular function: GDP binding; GTP binding; GTPase activity.
UACACAAAGCAGUGCGUGAUUAGAUGACCGGGCAGCCCGGCUAGAUAGUCUGGAUACAGCAGGACAAGAGGAGUUUGGAGCUAUGAGAGAACAGUAUAUGAGAACUGGCGAGGGUUUCCUGUUGGCCUUUUCAGUCACAGAUAGAGGCAGUUUUGAAGAAAUCUAUAAGUUUCAAAGACAGAUUCUCAGAGUAAAGGAUCGUGAUGAGUUUCCAAUGAUUUUAAUUGGUAAUAAAGCAGAUCUGGAUCAUCAGAGACAGGUAACGCAGGAAGAAAGACAGCAGUUAGCACGACAACUUAAGGUAACAUACAUGGAGGCGUCGGCAAAGAUGAGGAUGAAUGUAGAUCAAGCUUUCCAUGAACUUGUCCGGGUUAUAAGGAAAUUUCAAGAGCAGGAAUGUCCUCCUUCACCAGAACCAACACAGAAAGAAAAAGACAAGAAAGGCUGCCACUGUCAUUUUCUAAGAAUCCCUUGAAUUUUAGCUACCAACUGCCAGGAAAAGCCCUUAUCUUCUCCUUCUCUCCUUACAGUUUACAUCACGUUGGUACCUUU